AUAUCGGGAAAGAAACAACUCGCCGCCAGCGACAGGGAAACAUCCAAAGCCAGUGUGAGUGAUCGAAGAAGAAGAAGACACAAAGUCUGAAGUCAUGUCGGGUGGAAUCGCGCGUGGUCGACUGGCCGAGGAACGCAAAUCCUGGCGUAAGAACCAUCCCCACGGUUUUGUCGCUAAGCCGGAGACUUUGCCCGAUGGAACGAACAAUUUGAUGGUUUGGCAGUGCAUUAUCCCCGGGAAAUCUGGCACUGACUGGGAAGGUGGCUUCUAUCCACUUACCCUCCAUUUCUCUGAAGAUUAUCCAAGCAAGCCUCCAAAGUGCAAGUUUCCUCCAGGUUUCUUCCAUCCGAAUGUCUACCCGUCUGGGACAGUUUGCCUAUCAAUCCUCAACGAGGAUUAUGGCUGGAGGCCGGCUAUCACAGUGAAGCAGAUCUUGGUUGGUAUUCAGGAUUUACUCGAUGAACCGAACCCCAACGACCCUGCACAGACCGAUGGAUACCAGCUGUAUGUGCAGGACAGGGAAGAAUAUAGAAAAAGGGUGAAACAACAGGCGAAACAGUACCCUCCGAUUAUAUGACAUUCGCCCCUGUUAUUGUUUCUCUGAUUUCAAUUCCGGAUUCUCUUGCUCUCCUUGUUAACAGACUUGGAGAAUUUGCCACUCUUUUUAAGUUUGUGUAAUGGAAUGGAACAACCUUUGCCUUCU
Molecule: messenger RNA, 703 nt
Organism: Tarenaya hassleriana
Lineage: Eukaryota; Viridiplantae; Streptophyta; Magnoliopsida; Brassicales; Cleomaceae
Product: SUMO-conjugating enzyme SCE1-like
Exons: 5
Coding region: 95-577 (160 amino acids)
Biological process (GO): protein sumoylation
Cellular component (GO): nucleus
Molecular function (GO): SUMO conjugating enzyme activity
Source: RefSeq, a predicted model, not a curated record